This is a messenger RNA of Alternaria ethzedia, 567 nucleotides long. RefSeq lists its product as uncharacterized. Bases 1 to 567 code for a protein of 188 amino acids. NCBI's taxonomy places the organism in Eukaryota, Fungi, Ascomycota, Dothideomycetes, Pleosporales, Pleosporaceae. The record is from RefSeq and is a predicted model, not a curated record. The transcript is spliced from 3 exons.
AUGCUACAUGGUGUCUUGGUCAACGCGCAAGGCAGUCGUGGAGCGAACAUGUCUCCCGCCGCUAACUCGACUACCGACGACUACCAAUACCAGCCACUAGACCAUGCGACACAGCAAAUACGACUUGUUACGCUUCUUGAUCCGCUGGAGAGCAACGACGCUAUACGUCUCGACAUCGAAGUCUUCGAAAUCUCGGAAGCCCCGCCAUACACAGCCUUGUCCUACGUUUGGGGUCCACCGCCGUCGUCUCACGACAUCUUCAUCGCCGACGGACGGCUUCAAAUCCGCGAAAACCUAUUUAAAUUUCUCACUGAGUUCCGAAAACGCCGCGACAAGACGCCUUCGGAUCGCUACAUGUGGAUUGACCAGCUGUGCAUUCAUCAGUCGAGUACUGUUGAGCGCAACCACCAAGUGCAGAUGAUGAGCGAUAUAUACAGCAAAGCUACGUCAGUCGUUGCUUGGUUGGGCGACGGCUAUGAGAAACCCAGUUCACAUACUACAUGGUCCGAUCAGGACGGAUGCGAUAAGUUCGAAAACACGUACGAUGCUGCGUGUCAAGUACUUUAG